Nematocida parisii ERTm1 is the source of this 455-nucleotide messenger RNA. RefSeq lists its product as uncharacterized. Bases 1 to 444 code for a protein of 147 amino acids. Lineage: Eukaryota; Fungi; Microsporidia. The record is from RefSeq and is a predicted model, not a curated record. The transcript has a single exon.
AUGUCAUUAAUAGAGAAUAUCCAAGAUUUAACAGAAAAUACUAAUACGGCUUCUCCUCUCCUAAAUGAAACAAAAAAUGACAAAUGUUUUUAUUUAAUGCCUGUAUUAUUUAUAUUAUUAAUUGCUCUUUUUGCAUGGUGUAUUAUACUAAAUCCUAAGUUGGUUAAAACAGUAGUUAAAAUCUUAUUCGAGGAGUUAUAUGGUAUGUUGUGUGGUCUGUCUUAUUAUAUAUAUAAUUUAUUUAAAGCUAAGGAUACAAUACCACCCGAAUCACAUAAUGCAAUAAAAUAUAUAAAAAUAAGGAAAAAAGCAUCUGAAAUUACAAACUUACAGACUAUUCCAGAGAAUGAAUCAUCACAUGAUUGUUUAUCAAGUUUACACCAUCGACAAAAUACAUUAAAUCCAUUGAAUUCACAAGAAUCCACUAAAACUCCUGGUUACUGAUUCAAAUAUAC